Messenger RNA from Pygocentrus nattereri (red-bellied piranha), 1888 nucleotides. RefSeq lists its product as uncharacterized. The record is from RefSeq and is a predicted model, not a curated record. Bases 149 to 1498 code for a protein of 449 amino acids. The transcript is spliced from 3 exons. NCBI's taxonomy places the organism in Eukaryota, Metazoa, Chordata, Actinopteri, Characiformes, Serrasalmidae.
CUCAGAGCUCAGGAGCUCAGGUACGGCACCGGGGGGCGGCCUGUAUAGACACGUCCCACAUGAGGAGGGCUAAGGGAACACGCACAGGGAUGAGCCUUUGACUGUUCACAUUGUAAAGGUGACUGCUGUGGAUUUCUCAGGUAUAGAGAUGGAUGGAGUUCUGGAGGCCACAAUCAGUCUGUGUGGAUGCAAACUGCUGUGCAGUCUUCUCUACCUUCCUGCUUUCAAAGACUCCAUGUCCUCUGUCAGCCUCUGCUGCAGCUGCCUCUUGCUCUUCACAGACCUCUCCAUCACUGCAUUCCUGGCCUACCUCUGGUGUGCUGCCCCCAGACCAAUAUCCUUUCAUCCAUCUUCCGACGCCAUCGCGCUUCGCUUCAUGUUGUUCCUCGGCAACACCUAUGGGGCGGUCCUGAUGCUGACUCCACUGUUAGUAGCCGUGGAAGUGCUCGUCCAUCUCCUGUGGCCUCAAGAAGUAGCAGCAACACCAAAUACCUGUGAAGAGAGCUCACAAGAGAGCAGGGAAAGUGAGUUGGGUCCAACGGUGUUGGUGAUGGAUAGAGAUGGAGAAGCGUGGGAGACAGAAGCCCUGCAGAACGUGGAGGAGGGCGAGAAUAGAGGCAAAUUCUUGAAAUUCUUGAAAGCUGUGGGCUUCCUUGGCUGUCUUCUGCUGUGGGGCAUGAGUGGAACAUACGCAGAAUACAGUUGGAGGCAGGAUCAGCCAGCGGUCAGAGAGUGCCUGGACAGGGGCGGUUCUCUCUCAGCCUGCCUGCCCUGUCUGUUGACCACCUCUUCGCCAAUUAGAGGUCAACUGUUCUGGUUUCUCGGUGCCGUAUUGCUCCUGCUGGGCUUGACUGGAAGCUUAGGCUUGCUCCUGGCGAAGCUCCCUUUGCUGAUUUCCCAAACAAAUCAGCUCCACACAUCCAGAGAAAAAGAUGCUACUUCUAGUUUACAUUUAAGAACACUUUGCAAAUGGGUUAAAGUACAAAGAAGUAGUGAAAACAGAAAAGAAAAAAGGAAUACUGCAGCCCUCGGGCAAACGAAAAUUCUAGAGAGGGCCCCAAACCACAGCGGCAGUGCUGACUUGAAGAAAAAAGCCAACAGCUGCGUCGCUCAGAGCUCACAGUUUGGACACAAUGGACGGCAAUUUUCUCACAGCAACCCGGUGCCAUUGUCUGGCCAAAAAGGUUUGGCUGACGGCUGUAAAUUACAAAGCAAGAGCGUGCUGCUUGUCUCACUGCCACAGACUGUACUUCCCCUGAAGGGCACUACGGUAGCCAGAAGCAUAGGACGGACCCCGCACCCCCAUGGGAGGCGGCUUUGGGAGCCUCAGAGGGAAAGUCCCUGCCUGAGAGGAGACCUAAUGACAGGACUGGUGUGUGGUCUGCUGGUAUGUGUUUUUCCUACAGUUCUCAGCACCAACAUACUGCUUGUCAGCAACCUGGACGCGCUAGCCGCCUAUGCUGUAAAACAUCUGCUAAUCCCUGCCCACAGUAAAUAAAAACUUAGCAGGGUGCGUGUUCCCACGAGACUUUGAGACGUGUGAAAAGUGUGAGAAUAAUUAGGAUCACUGGAAUCUUUUAUGGAAACAUCCUUAUGGAAUUCUAGUAGUAUGUUAAAACUAAACAUUGUGCUUUGGAGUGUUACUCAAGAAUGUGCGCAUAAAAUUACUGCUAUUACCAAAGCAGAUGGAGAAAUUCUGAGCAAGGAAAGGUCAAAGACACGAGAGCAAGCUCUGCAAGCCUUAAACUCCUUUUAAGCAGACAAUUUUACUGUUUUUCUAGGAUGAAUUUAUUAUGCUGUGUACAAAUAGUUUUUGCCAGAGACUGUUUAUAAUAGCUUACUGCUAAAUCAUGUGACCUGUACAGUGAAAUAAACAAUGUAAGCCUUU